AUGGACUCGGAGCACCUGAGCAAUAAUGGCGAACCCAAGCCACGAGCCAUGCCCGCCGACCUUCCGACGUCCCUAGACGACCGAAGACAUGCUCCGAUGGAAGACUACAUCCCCGAGACCGAGAUGUACGAUGGCUGGCAAGGUCAAUCCCAGUUUCUCACAACGCCGGCGUUGGCGAAACCAUUAAAUUUCGGGAACCUGUCCCUGAAUGACGACGCCGACUAUGAGCGAGAUAUUCCCAAACCUCCCAAGGAUAGUGACACGCGACUCAUGGAGAUGUUGAAAGCCCAAGCAGCAGCUCAUCAGGCCGGCCACGGACUCGAGGAUGAACAGACUAUUCUCAAUGACGACAAGUUGUCUGAAUCUGAAAAGAAGGACAUGCUACAAAAGGCAAUGAUCAUGGCAGCUAGCAAUGGCGACGUGGGCAAAGUCAAGAGGCUGCUUGGUGGAAACGGCCAGCCCUUAAUCGAUGUCAACGCCGCCGACGAGGAUGGGACACCCCCUUUGAUUUACGCGAGUUGCUUUGGACACGAAAGCGUCGUCAAGGUCCUCAUCGACGCUGGAGCCGACGUCAAUAGGCAGGACCGGAAUCAAUGGAGCGCUCUCAUGUGGGCCAUGACGAACCGACACAAGGGAAUCGCAAAACUACUACUGGAUAAUGGCGCAUCCUCUGACCAGAAGACUUCCUCUGGCCGAACAGCCUUUGACUUUGUCCCCCCCGACAGCGACAUGUCCUUUUAUCUGCACGACAACGGCUACAAUAUCGGAAAUGCCGGAAUGGGCGAUGACUUUUACAACCCGGGCUUCUCGCAGGACCGGUUCGAAGAGGAAAUGGCAGAGAAUGAGUUGCGCAGGAGGUUGAUGAUGGACAGUGCCAGAGACUUGGAGGUUGAUUUGGGCAAUGUGGGAAUCGACGACCAGCCCGAGCCGGCCGACGAGUUUGAGGAGGAACAGCAAGAGUUUGACUGGAGCCGCUGCUUGCACGACCAAAUGUUUGUCUUUCAAGAACACGAGCUCGACCGGAUACUCGACAUCAUCAUCACCAAAAUGACACCCCAGCGCUCGCCGACACAAAAGCCCGUGCCGGCCAACAUGAUAUUCCUCAGCGCGAGAUACGCGCAUUACCACGCCAGCCCCGAGUUGCUGGAGAAGCUGCUCGUCACGGCAAUGGACCUGAUUAAUGACGUGGUCGAGAGGUGUCAGUGGGACAUGACGAUACUGGCGUUCUGGAUCUCCAACGCCACGCUGUUGUUGCACUACCUGAAAAAGGAUGCGGGCCUCGUUGAGGCGACGGCCGAGUUUCAAGCGCACCUCGCCGAGCUCAUCAAUGAGAUUUUUAUCCUCAUUGUCCGCGACGCCGAAAGACGCCUCGACAAGGUUUUGGAUGCCGCCAUGCUCGACCACGAAACGAUCCCGGGCUUCGAGGACAUUACUUUUCAGAACGAAUGGAAGCUCUUCAAGCGGAAACAAACAGUCAAGGAGGAGCCCUUGGAAAAGAGAUUCAGGCCGCCCUCGCCCAAGCAGCGCGCAAAGCCAGCGCCUCGAAACGUCACAUCGCUUCUUUCCUCGACCCUCUUCGUACUGGACCUCUAUGACAUCCACUCAGUCAUCACGGCACAGAUUGUUUCGCAACUACUGUACUGGCUUGGCGCAGAGCUUUUCAACAGAAUCAUGUCCAACCGAAAGUACCUGGCACGAACCAAGGCCAUGCAGAUUCGCAUGAACGUCUCCAUCCUCGAGGACUGGGCGCGAACGAAUAAUCGACAGGCGGAGCACUACGAAGGCGGCGACACGAGGGCCUCUGGGGAGACGGUCAUGGAUGCCGCUCGGCGCUUUCUCGCCCCCGUCAUCCAGCUACUCCAGUGGCUCCAGUGCUUCUCAUCGCUUGACGCAGACGACCUGGAAGCCCUCGUGGGCACCCUUCAACAGCUGAAACGGCUCACACCACAGCAGCUCAUACACGCAGCCACCCACUACCGGCCAGAAGUCGGCGAAAAGGGGCUCCCCAAAAGCGCAAUGAAGUAUCUAGUGGCGAUUCAAAAGGAAGCUGCACUCAAGCGGGACAGACGCCGCAGCCGGGCGGCAUCACCGCUGCCCAAAUCGGGCCCAGAUGCCAGCAGCAGCCCCACGACACCGGUCAAGGGCAGAUCAAACAGCGGCAAUCUGCUCGACACCCCCGGAAGCGUGGCAAGUGCGCGCAACCCCGACGCCAACGACGCGUCAGACGAGGAGGAAGACGCACCCGAACACUUGCUCAUGGACCCUGCGCUGAUGCUACCGUUUACGCUGCCAUCCGUCACAGACAUGCUAGUUUCGUACGGCGCAGGAUUUGGGGGCGUCAACCGGGAGCGGGAGAGGAAAUACAUUCCCUCGGUUCCCGCCGAGUUUUUGGAGAAGCUUGAAGUCAGCGGAGUGCGGAAAGAACCAAUGUUUGAGGAGAAGGAUUGGGAGAAUGAAGAGGUGUAG
Molecule: messenger RNA, 2466 nt
Organism: Metarhizium brunneum ARSEF 3297
Lineage: Eukaryota; Fungi; Ascomycota; Sordariomycetes; Hypocreales; Clavicipitaceae
Molecular function (GO): GTPase binding
Source: RefSeq, a predicted model, not a curated record